AUGGCAUUCAACACUCCUCCUUCGCAAUCUGAAUAUAUCAGUAUUAAUAAUUUCAAUCAAUUUCCCGUGGAUUUGCGAGAGCCGCAGCAACAGCAACUACCAGCGAGCCCCCCACCGUUCAAUUCUCCAUUAGUCUAUGACAAUAACGGUCCUUCUUCGUCUGGAAGCAGUAGUGGCAGUAGUUUGGAUUUUGACACAUUGAAAUACAAGAAUGACAUUUCCAAAUCAUUCGAGGAUGAUUUGUUCUACUGUCCAAGAUCUUUACUGUCCGAACAGGAGCAGUUGAACUGUGAAAAAGUGGAUCUAUACAUGGCAAAACAGCUGAGAGAAUAUCAGCUGGCUCUGCAACAGCAUUCUCUGCAUUCAUCAUCGCCAAAUUCAAGCCUCGCCAGGCCCAAAUUCAAUCCGUAUACGUCUCAAAGUUUUAGCCCCGCUCCCAGUAAUGGCGCGAUCAGGUGA
This is a messenger RNA of Torulaspora globosa, 459 nucleotides long. RefSeq lists its product as uncharacterized. Lineage: Eukaryota; Fungi; Ascomycota; Saccharomycetes; Saccharomycetales; Saccharomycetaceae. The transcript has a single exon. The record is from RefSeq and is a predicted model, not a curated record. The coding region runs from base 1 to 459 and encodes 152 amino acids.